Molecule: messenger RNA, 555 nt
Organism: Penicillium bovifimosum
Lineage: Eukaryota; Fungi; Ascomycota; Eurotiomycetes; Eurotiales; Aspergillaceae
Exons: 2
Coding region: 1-555 (184 amino acids)
Source: RefSeq, a predicted model, not a curated record
AUGAAAUCCAGGGUUCUGUACUGUGAAGAAUAUUCGGUGCGGAAAUCGACUGGAAGAGACAGCGUCUGGCAAGACGAACUAUCCGAUUGUGAGCGGCACUGGGAAGUGAACGAGCUCCAGCAACAAGAAAGUGGUUUGUUUUUGAAUAAUAUCGAUGGAUUCCUCUAUCGAUUGAACGUUGGUGGGGGACAACAUGGCGGAGUUCACCCGCCCGGGUCGCUGCCAGCGGCCAUUCUCCUGUCGCGUUGGUCCAAAUACGUUCUGGUGCGGGGGGACCCCGAUAUCCCGACCAAUGCCAUCCCUCCGCAGGAGAUCAGCAAUUGGGUCAUUGACGAACUUGUGUCUGCCUUUGCUGAGGAAUACGAGGGCCCUCGGCCGGUUCAAGCCGAGGAGCGUGAUGACGCGAACCCUGGAUUCAUCGGACGAGGUGGACCGUCUACCUCCGCGGAAUCAACACCCAGGACCUGGUGGACUGCGUUCAGGCGCCCGACGCGGAGUCAUCCGACCCGACUGAAAUGGCUGCCCGCGCGAUAUGGGAUGCCAUGCCCAUCGUAG